AUGCCGAGAAGAGCUCAGCUAGCUAGCCGCCCGCCAUGGACGCCCGCCUCCCCCUCCCCCCCCCUCCUCCUCCUCCUCCUCCUCGCCGCCGUCGCCUCCGCGGAGCUCUCCCCCGAGUUCUACAGCUCCACCUGCCCCGAGGCCGAGAAGAUCGUCUCCGGCGUCAUCGAGCGCAAGUUCAAGGAGGACCCCGGCACCUCCGCCCUCCUCCUCCGCCUCUUGUUCCACGACUGCUUCGCCAAUGGCUGCGACGCGUCGAUCUUGAUCGAUCCGCUGUCGAACCAGAGCGCGGAGAAGGAGGCCGGGCCGAACGUCUCGGUGAGGGGAUACGACAUCAUCGACGAGGUCAAGACGGCGGUGGAGAAGGCGUGCCCCGGCGUGGUGUCGUGCGCGGACAUCAUGUCGCUCAGCGCGCGGGACGCCGUGCGCCUGGCCGGCGGCCCCGACUACGUCGUGCCCACCGGGCGGCGCGACUCGCUCGUCUCCAACCGCGAGGACGCCGACGGUCUCCCGGGGCCCGACAUCGCCAUCCCUAAGCUGAUAGCGGAGUUCUCCGAGAAGGGGUUCAGCAUGGAGGAGCUGGUGGUCCUCCUCGCCGGCGGCCACACCAUCGGCAAGGCCAAGUGCUUCUUCAUCGAGGUCGACGCUGCGCCCAUCGACCCGGCCUACAGGUCCAACAUCACCUCGUUCUGCGACGGCAAGGAGGGCGACAAGGGAGCCGUUCCCCUGGAUCCGAUCACGCCCGACAUCGUCGACCCCAACUACUUCGGCCUCGUGAUGGCCAAGAAGAUGCCGCUCACCGUCGACCGCCUCAUGGGGCUGGACCCGAGGACGGCGCCCGUCAUUAAGGACAUGGAGGCCAAGCCCAAGGAUUUCGCCCCCCUGUUCGCCAAGGCCAUGGAGAAGCUCAGCGUCUUGAAAGUUAUCACCGGCAAGGACGGCGAGAUCAGGAAGUCAUGCUCCGAGUUCAACAACCCGGUGACCACCGACGACGGCCCGUCCGUGAUCCGUAUCAGCUCGUUGAACCCCGAGGAGAUGAUCGGGUCGAUGCCGGCGGCAACCGGAAAGGUCAAAUCGGAGUCCAGGAAGAUGGCAGCGGGCGGCGCGAUGGAGGAAAGGAUGAAGGCCGCCAUGAAGCCGCCUGGUGAUAUCAAGCUCGAGAGCAACGAGGCAACCAGCAGCGUGCCAGCCAUGGCGUUCAAUGCAAACCAAGCAGCCGGCGGCGUGGACACCAACAACGUCGCCGGCAAUGAGGCGGAGGCGGAGGAAAAAAAGUCGAAGAAGAAGAAGAAGAAGAAGAAGAAGGCCAGCGCCGAGGCGACGGUAGAAGCACCUGGCAGCGAGGCGUCAAAGGAGGAGAAGGCGAUCGGCGGCCAAUCCUUCAGCAUCGCGGGCGCCGGCAACAAAGGUAUUGGCGGCGAGGCGUCCAAGGCGGAGGCGAUCGGCGGUCAGUCGUUCAGCAUGGCUGGCACCGGCGCCGGCGAGGCAACAAAGAAGGCAAAGGCAAUGGGCGGUCAGUCGUUCAGCAUGGCGGGCGUCGAUGCAGAAGUGAAAACCAAGGCAAUGAAGAGCCAAUCUUUCAGCAUGGCGGGCACCGGCCAGGACGCCAACAAAGGCACCGGCGGCGAGGAGGCCAAGAAGAGGCCCCAGCCGAAGCUCCGCGGCGGCCAGCAACUGUAGACGGAGAAGAAGAAGAAGAUGCCGCGCUACUAGCUGAGCCGUUUGCGCGCGCGCUUGACGUGUGCCGCGGCCGGAGCGCGCAUCAUCGCCAUUGAUAUCGCUCUGAUUUUCUCACACUCGAUCUCUUGUUUGUAGAAGGGACGAGCAUCCUACUAUCGCUAAUUACUAGGCUUAUUUUUCAACUAAUGUUGUGUCGAAUUUUUAACAGCGACCAAAAAGCUCGAUGAUCUUUUCUCUUUUCAUUUUCCUUGUUAUCAUUAUUGUGACAAAUUCUUUGCCAACUCAAUCUGGGUGGUAAAUAAAGGUGUAUCAGAUUUCUCC
Messenger RNA from Oryza brachyantha (malo sina), 2001 nucleotides. RefSeq names its product peroxidase 44-like. Gene Ontology annotation, molecular function: heme binding; peroxidase activity. Gene Ontology annotation, biological process: response to oxidative stress; hydrogen peroxide catabolic process. Lineage: Eukaryota; Viridiplantae; Streptophyta; Magnoliopsida; Poales; Poaceae. Bases 1 to 1680 code for a protein of 559 amino acids. The record is from RefSeq and is a predicted model, not a curated record. The transcript is spliced from 3 exons.